Cokeromyces recurvatus is the source of this 2361-nucleotide messenger RNA. Its product is annotated as glycoside hydrolase superfamily. The record is from RefSeq and is a predicted model, not a curated record. Bases 1 to 2361 code for a protein of 786 amino acids. The transcript has 7 exons. Gene Ontology annotation, biological process: glucan catabolic process. NCBI's taxonomy places the organism in Eukaryota, Fungi, Mucoromycota, Mucoromycetes, Mucorales, Mucoraceae. Gene Ontology annotation, molecular function: beta-glucosidase activity.
AUGAAUCACUAUUUGUUACUCAUUCUAUCCUCUUUUCUUCUCUUACAUCAUUGUCUUGCUAUUCGGAAUUCAAAUGAAGAUCGUCAUAGAUAUGGUGAUCUAAACCCUGAGGAAUAUGAUAAGCCUGGAUCUCUGAUUGAUGCUGAUAUUCUGGAAAUGUUAAAACUUAUGACACCGGAUGAAAAAAUUGGACAAAUGAUCCAACUCAAUCAAGAUGUUAUCUUUCUUCAAGAUGGCACGUUAAAUCAUACGGCAGUAAAGUAUUAUGCUGAAACUUUUUAUGUUGGUUCCUAUUUAAACCAAUUAUCUAGUAAUGGAAUUCUUUUUAAUGCUUCUAAAUAUGCUGAUUUGAUUGAAGAAAUUCAAGAAAUAACACUAUCAGUAAAUUCCACUUUCAAGAUUCCUAUAAUUUAUGGUUUAGAUAAUAUUCAUGGUGCUCAUUACAUAGCUAAUAGUACACUAUUUCCCCAUGGAAUCAACAUUGCAGCCACUUUUAAUCCACGAUUAGCCUAUGAAUCAUCUGUCAUCACUGCAAGAGAGACUCGUGCUUCAGGUGUACACUGGACUUUUGCACCCGUUAUUGAUAUUCCUGUCAGUAAACAAUGGCCACGCGUAUUCGAAAAUUUUGGUGAGGAUCCACAUCUAUCAUCUGUUCUUGGUGUAGCCUCUAUUCGAGGUUAUCAAGGACGUUAUAAAUCCGACCGUUCUAAAGUAGCAGCUUGUAUGAAACAUUUUAUCGCCUAUGGGGCACCGUAUAGUGGUCAAGACCGAGACACGGUCAUGAUCUCGGAACGUACGAUUUACGAUUAUUUUGUUCCUGGAUUUAGGGCAGCUAUUGAUGCUGGUGUUGCAACUGCUAUGGAAAGUUACAAUGAUAUUAAUGGGGAACCUGUAGUAGGUUCAGAGAGGUAUCUACGCAAGAUGCUUCGGGAGGAAUUAGGAUAUAAAGGCAUGUUAAUCACAGAUUGGCAAGAGAUAUAUAACUUGCAUGAACAUCACAGGGUAGCUGCUACAUUAAAGGAGGCCGUUCAGAUUGCGAUCACAAAAACGAGUAUUGAUAUGACUAUGGUCCCAUUUGACGCUGAAUCAUUUUUCACUGCCUUUAAGAGUCUUCUCGCGGAGGGUGUGAUCUCGAUGGAUCGUUUGGAUGAAUCUGCUGGUCGUUUACUACAGUUGAAAAAGGAUUUAGGCCUGUUGGAGACAGAAGGCUGGAAGGUGGAUAGAGAAUUACAAUCCUAUAAUCAAAAUAUAAAUGAUAUCAGCCUCUCACUUCAGGCAGCUCGAGAGUCGAUUACACUACUCAAAAACGAAAACAGGACAUUGCCCUUACUAAAUAAGAAUAUAACUCGUAUUUUAGUAGUUGGGCCUAUGGGUAAUGAUAUAGGUCAUCUUGCAGGUGGAUGGACCAUAUUUUGGCAAGGUCCUACUGAAGAUAAAUGGCAUGGAGACAUUAAUGAUGAACAAUUUUAUGGUAAUGGUAUCACAAUUCUAGAAGGUAUUAAGAACUCAGCACCUGAAGAUGUUUAUAUUGAAUACCUCAAAGGAUUCGAUGUCCAUGGUAUAGAUCAAGAUAUGGAUUUAGUUCUUGAGGAAGUAAAGAAUUUUGAUGCUGUCAUUGUUUGUAUUGGAGAACAUGUAUAUUCAGAAAUGCCAGGAAAUAUUCAUGAUUUGAGUUUACCAGAGGGACAAAUCGAACACGUUCAAAGACUUUCUAAAGUAAUGGAUAAUAAACCCUUGGUCACAGUUCUUUUAGAGGGAAGGCCUCGUGUACUAGGCUCAGUGGAUACUAAUUCAGAUGCCAUCUUGCUAGCUUACCUACCAGGUCCGUGGGGAGGUCAAGCAAUUGGUGAAGUCUUAUUUGGGAUUACAAAUCCUUCAGGUCGUCUCCCAUACACUUAUCCAAAGCAUUCAGGAGAUAUCAACUUAAACUAUUGGAGGCCCGUCAGCGAUGUUUGGGACCCUCUCUAUGAAUUUGGACAUGGUCUAAGCUAUUCACAAUUUAUAUACAGCAAUAUUACCCUUGAUGGCGACCAUCAGGAGUCGGCUAUCUUGUUUACAGGUGACACUGAAAAGGAAAUUUCUGUAAAUAUCACAAACAUAAGCCCAAUCAAUGGUAUGGAGACUGUCUUGAUGUUUAUCCAACAGCCUUUCCGUACCGUCACACCCCCAGCUAAACUUUUGAAAGGCUUUCAAAAAGUAUUCGUGAGAGCUCAUGAGACGGUCAUGGUAAGAUUUAUGAUAAAUGCUGAUUUAUUUCGAUAUACAGGAUUAGAUGGCAUUCCCGAUGGUACAGUGGAUAAUGGACUUGCAAGAAUUUUAAUACAAGAUCAACAACUUGAAUUUCAAAUUAUCAAUAAAUAA